Messenger RNA from Poecilia latipinna (sailfin molly), 3314 nucleotides. RefSeq names its product zinc finger protein 484-like. Lineage: Eukaryota; Metazoa; Chordata; Actinopteri; Cyprinodontiformes; Poeciliidae. The transcript is spliced from 2 exons. Gene Ontology annotation, cellular component: nucleus. The record is from RefSeq and is a predicted model, not a curated record. Gene Ontology annotation, molecular function: DNA-binding transcription factor activity, RNA polymerase II-specific. Bases 41 to 1504 code for a protein of 487 amino acids. Gene Ontology annotation, biological process: regulation of transcription by RNA polymerase II.
AAAACCCCGAAGAAGAAGAAGAAUCCAAAGCGGAAGACGGAUGGUUUGUUUUGUCGAAUGUGCGAGUGUUUUCUGUAAAAAAAAGAAAGAAAAAAUGUCUUCAGUACAGUUUCAACGAGUGCUUAUCAACGAUCAGUUAACUCAUACUGGAGAAACAUUCACAGAGUUUAAAGAAAUCGUCAUCAAGUCCGAGGAAGAGAUGGAUUUAACUCGGACAUCCCAGAUAGUCUUAAACCGAAAAGACCACCUGCAACAUAACAUUAAUAAGGAGGAGCCAUGUAAACAGGAGAGGAGCUUCACUCCGGACCAGGAGGAGUUAGAACCUCUGCAGGUGAAGCAAGAAGAUGAAAAUACAGAAUACCAACAGAUUAAAGAAGAGCAGGAGGAUCUAGGAUAUCAGCAAAUAAAAGAAGAGCAGGAGGAACUCGAUUAUUUGCAGAUAAAAGUGGAAGAGGACGAAGUUUGCUACAGUCAAGGUGAAGAACAGCUUGCACUAAAACAAGAAACUGAUGCCCAUUAUGAGCAAAUUCAUCACACUGAACCAGAACCAAACAGGACCCAAGUCAUCUUUCAGGAAGCUGCUGAAGCCGAGAACCAAAAUCAGGAAAGAAGCAAUGAUAACUUUGGAGCAAAAAGAGAUGAAGGAAAGAAACAUAAGAGGCAUCAGAAAACCAGACAGCAUGGGGACAGUUCAAAGCAAAAAGAUCAUGAAUACCUUCCUCAAAGUAGUGACUUGGCUAAAAAGACAUGUGAGAGGCCUGUCUCAAGUAGGAAGAGUUUCAGCCGAAAAGAUAAAUUAAAUCGUCACAUGUCAGACCGCCCUGGUGAGAAACCUCUUCUAUGCGUGAACUGUGGAAAAGGUUUCAGUUGUAAUAGUGACUUAACUGUCCACAUGAGAGUUCAUACAGGUGAAAAGCCAUUUCUGUGCGUGAAGUGUGGAAGAAGUUUCAGUAGAAGAAGUAAUCUAACUGUUCACAUGAAAGCUCACACAGGUGAGAAGCAGUUCCAGUGUAUUACAUGUGGCAAACAUUUCAUUUCAAAAGGUUCUUUGAUUAUUCACGUGAGAAGGCACACAGGUGAAAAGCCUUUCCAAUGUAAGACCUGUGGAAAACGGUUUGUUGAUCAAUAUUCUGUGAAUCUUCACAUGAGGAGUCACUCGGUGUUGAAGCCUUACAUCUGCGUGAACUGUGGAAAAAGCUUUGCUCAGAAACAGAAUUUAAUAAGUCACAUGAUGAUUCACACUGGUGAAAAGCCUUUUUCAUGUGUGACCUGUGGAAAAUGUUUCAGUCAAAAAGGUAUUUUAACUCGUCACAUGCUGAUUCACACAGGCGAGAGGCCUUUCCAGUGUCUGACUUGUGGAAAAGGUUUCAAUCAGAAAUGCAGCUUAACUGAUCACAUGACAAUUCACACAGGUGAGAAGCCUUUUUCAUGCUCAGCUUGUGGAAAAGGUUUCAGUCGGAGGCAUGCUUUAACUAAGCACAUGAAAAGCCAUGCGCUUAGUUAAAUAAAAUCUACUCUAGUCCAAGUAAGUCAUUUAAAACAUACUUGACUAAAAGGUACUUAGUCACCUUGUAAUAACUUUUUAAGAAAAUACUCUCUAAAUGCGUCACUUUGGAUGGAAAAGUAGUCAUAAUUUGAGAAGUAUUUUUCAUGUAUAAUGAUAAAGUUUACUGUAAAAUAAUUUGGGUAAAAACCAGAAUGAUAGGAGGACUUCCUUAUCUAUGAACUGGAGAAAUUGUUUAAACUAAAUAUGGAAAUUAACACUUCCCUCAGGAACUCGCACAGGUUAAAGACAUUUCUAGUUUGUGGAAAAGAUCAACCGUGAUCAUUUGAUGGUUCAUAAACCUCAUAGAUCAGAAGUUGUAAUAGCAUGAUUAUUGUAAAAUUUUCUGAUUUUGGUGGGACUUUGACAUUUCCAGUAAAAAAUCUGUAGUUUGCAGUUCACAGUGAAAUUGAAACACAAGUGUGGUAGUUUUGUUUUUAAAGUGAGAUUGAAACUGAUUCUGUCAUUUUUAAAAUUGUUAUUUUAAUAACCAGUGUGACUACCUAUUUAAAAGCUAAUUCACUCUUACAUUCAUUGAUUGUUUUUGAUUGUACAAAUGAUCUGUGGUUGUCUUCAAUAAUUGGGCAUGCCAUUCUUUUUUUGUUUUCCAGUUUUUCUCGGUCACUUUGGUGCAUUUCUUGAAUCAUCGCUUACAUUCGCAGAACAGGAAGUGCAUUUCUCAAAACAAUUUGUACAAACAGUUAAGACAGCCAGCAAUAGCCAGUUUCUUUCUCAAAGUCCUUAGUUUUGUCUCUCAAAGGUAAAUAUUUGUGUCAAUGAAUAUGUCUGUGCCUCAGAAUGUCAAGUCAUUGUUUCGUUGUGUACGGAUGCGAAUCAAAUUGAUUAGUCAUGUUGUGAAUAUUGCAUUGUUCUCUGAAGGGAUGUUCUGCUGUAAACUAUGGUUAAAGUUCUGAUGUCAUGUUGUAAAAUGUAAUUAGGGGAGACCAGUGGCAAGAGACUGGACAAGAUUCACAUUUAUGAUUUCUCGGUUCUGUUCACAGACACGUCGUUGUGAUACAGGAAGCAGAAAACAAAGAAAAAUAGAAAUGGGAACAUAAGGCAGACUUACAUGCAGAGAAAAAUUAAAUUUUUGUUUAGUCUCCUACCUCCUAUACUCCCCACUUAACUGUUCAUGACUUGAAAACUGGUUAAGCUAAUGCUUCACACAUUUGCCUUUGUUGAAGAAAGUCAGGAUUCACCUGGGAGCAAAUUAAUAGUUCAGGAAAGAAAAUAAAUCUUAUUAAUUUUAUACAAAAAUAUACGUGACACCUGACAUUUUGCAUGCUAACACUAAUAAGAUGAAGUUACACUUAAAUGUUGUAGAGGCCGAGACAAUUCAACAAAGAUCCAUAUAACAUCUUGAUCAAAAUAAAGAAAAAGGCAGGAAAUUGUAUUUUGCAAUGUGUUCACAGAAAUGAGAAAAUGUUUUUUUUAUGUAUACAAGCGGUGCAAUGAUUUGGAGAUUGGACAAGUAGUUUUGAGAAUUUCAGUUCUGUUCUGAGAAAUGCUCCAAAGCAACUGAGAAAAAAAAUGCUAUUUUUUGCUAUUCUUUUUCUGUUAGAGUACUUUUACUUUUAAAGUAUUAAUAUUUUUUGUGUAUGUAGACGGAUAUAUGUUUAAGUACUUAGAAAGUAAUUAAAGUGUAAUAUUUUUUUUGAGAGAGAGAUUUGAGGUGCUUUUGUUUAUGUACCACCCUGUACUUAAAGCUAGUAGAUGGCAGCAAUGCACCUGUGAACUCUUUACUGUCUAAAGCUACACUGUGCAAAUCCCA